Messenger RNA from Pocillopora verrucosa, 1559 nucleotides. RefSeq names its product protein MIS12 homolog. Gene Ontology annotation, cellular component: nucleus; MIS12/MIND type complex; chromosome, centromeric region. Lineage: Eukaryota; Metazoa; Cnidaria; Anthozoa; Scleractinia; Pocilloporidae. The record is from RefSeq and is a predicted model, not a curated record. Gene Ontology annotation, biological process: kinetochore assembly; mitotic sister chromatid segregation; mitotic cell cycle.
AUUCUUUUAUCAAACUAAAAUCUUUGUUGAGGGGAAUGUUAUGUGUUUUGACUUUACGCGGUUAAAUGUGAAACACAUAAGAAGAAAAUGGAGAUUGAUUUUGGUAAAAAGAGCACAGAAUACGAUUACGAAACUCAGUUCUUCGGGUUUACCCCUGAAUCUUUCGUAGAUGGAGUUUACAAUGCUGUGAACGACUAUGUUGGUGACUGCAUUCAAGAGUUGGAAAAUGUUAUCAAAAGUGAGCCCUCAGUGUCAUGUGAUGUAUCAGAGGAAACGCUUCACAGGGAGAGCGAGAAAAUGAUCAAAGGUUUUUAUAAAAGUAUUGAUGCAGCUUUUGACAGAUUUGAGGUUUAUGUAAAAAAUAACAUCUUCAAAAUUCCUGCCAAUAUUCUUUUACCAGAAGACAAGGUACAUCACAAACACCAAUGUACAGUAGAGGAUGAAAAGCAGAUUGAUGAAGAGCUUAAAGAACUUGAAAGAAAAAUCAAAGCAGCAAAGUAUGUGAAUGCAGCUUUGAGACAGGAAGUUAAAGAUUUGGACAGUGCUCAAGAACAGCUUGACAACUUUGAAAACCACAUAGACGCUGUACAAAAGGCAUUUGAAGGCAAUGGAGGUGUAAAACAAAGCUUGACAACAACUCACGAGAAAGCAAUCAAACUCUAUGAUUUAAUAGCAGAUGGACUCCAUGCUGGGACUUUUCAUGUUCAGGAAAAAUCUGAUCAAAGAUCUUCAACAGAAAGCAAACAGAAAAAAAUCAAAUUAGGAUAAAUACAAUAUGCAAGCUAAUAAGUUUGCUUUAUAAAUGGUACCUGCAGUGUCCUGGAAAACCUUUAUUGAGUAGCACUCUUAUCUGGGUGAAAAUCCAUUAUGCUGGAUAUAUUAAUUGUAGAAUAGAAAAUACUGAGACUUCUUGAUUACAUCUGUAACAUGUCAAUUUCAAAAAUGACUUUUUUUGAUAGACCAGGAUCCAUGAUUAUUUUUUGUUGUUGAGAAAGUCAUUUAUAAAAGCUAUGGUAUAAGAUUAAUUAAAUAAUAAUAUUUUCAUGGUAUUUUAUAUGUUCAUAUUACUCUGUACAAUUUUCAUGUUCAAGAGAAACUUAGUAAACAUACUUUUCACUGGUUAUUUUAUCAUUCUGCUGUUUCAAGAAUGUCAUUCAAGCUUUCUACAAAAGGUGUGCAAAGUAUUCUUUAUACAAUACAAUGAUUGUUAACAGAAUAAAAAAAAAAGGUUGAAAGAAAAAGCUAAAGUUUAGAGCUGGCUAAAAAAGUUGAAAUCAAUUAGCCAUUCAACACAUUCUGAAAAUUCUGCUAGAAGCUGUUUACAGUGGCCAAUUCACAUUAUCUCAAUAUCUCGAAUUAUUUUUUGCAUAACUUUUAACAACCUUCAUACACAAAAAGACUAAAUAUUUUUUAGCAAGAACUUCACCAUUGAAUUAUUCUGAGAAUACUUUGACCUUCAAAAACAUGUUAAAUGUUAUGAGGACCCAACCAAUCUAAAAUACCAGAACUUAUAUCUGGUAUUAACAUUAUGAAGCAGAUAAAUAAAAAAUUAAACAGAA